Ornithodoros turicata is the source of this 4884-nucleotide messenger RNA. RefSeq names its product probable methyltransferase TARBP1. The coding region runs from base 292 to 4752 and encodes 1486 amino acids. NCBI's taxonomy places the organism in Eukaryota, Metazoa, Arthropoda, Arachnida, Ixodida, Argasidae. The transcript has 24 exons. Gene Ontology annotation, biological process: tRNA methylation. The record is from RefSeq and is a predicted model, not a curated record. Gene Ontology annotation, molecular function: tRNA (guanine) methyltransferase activity; RNA binding.
UUUUCUUAUGUUGAACUUGUGUAAUUUCCGCACAUGGCGAACCAUGAUUGAAACCAAAACUUGUACGCAAAAUAUAACGUGCAUCUCUGUCGUUUAUGCAGUUUAUUUCCAUGAAUGACUGAAACACUGCCGGAGGACGAUUUAUCACACUCACAGAAUGAUAAAGAGCCUUCGAGCGGUUGUCUUUCCCAUUCGCCGCAGCGGGUGGAGUUCGUCUGGCGUCUUCGCAAGAGUCGUCUGACGUUCAUUUAUUUUGAGUGAAGCACAGUUAUUUGUUUUCCUCUUCUCAGAAUGAGUCAAGAUAUGCUAACUAUGGUGCUUAAACUUAUUCACAGCGAUGGCGAGGACCUUGUUCUGCUAGACAAAUUAUCUACGUCUUGGGGAACGCUGGAAGCAGGGGAUGGAGUGUCUGACUUAUGCCACAUAACAAAUUGUUUUUUAAACCAUACACUAGGCGACAAAGAGCUACUGUCGACAGCACAGAAGGGGACCCAACUGUUACCGAAGACUGUUGUCGCAUUCAUAAUAAGUAGCUUAAGAAACCCUGAGUCGUGCCAUUUUGACAGCGCAGAGGUGUCUCACAUCGCAGAAGUCGUUGAACAGCUUUUGAAAUUUACAGAUUAUUAUACAGAAAAUACAGAAGAUUAUUCUGGGACUCCCGUCAUUUUCGAGGAGCUUGCUGGAGCAAUCAGCUCUUGUUUGGGGCAGUUGGUAACUGCUGCAGACUUCGACAAUCCACCUGCGGCCUUGUAUCUUUCUAUUGCUAGCCUACUGCCACUUGCAAAAGCAUUUCAGAGCGUUUCGCUUGAUGAAUGUUACGCCCACAUUUUGAGACUGCUGAUGUCUGGGAAGUCUCAUGAUGUUACAACAUACAUUCUGACGAGGUUCCUCCCUGCUAUUUCGAGUUCAAGACAGUUUGCAUCUUUCAUUGAGAAAGCCUUCUCGUUCAUUGUCUCACUUUUCUCCACCCAUACUUCCGACGAUCUGGCAGAAGUGUGCCCGCAUAUGUACGUGAUCCUAACUUCAUUUAUUGAACAUGUUCAUUUUACUUUUGGUAAGGCUAGUUGCCCUUUGACUAGUGAACUCUUCUGGUCUGUUGUUCAGAGUGGACUAGUCAAUGGUGACUCCCUCACACGUAAAAGAUCCAUGUAUGUGGUACGAAAAAUUCUGAGUUGCUAUGUCCAUUCCGAGUUAGAGAUACAGACAAAGCUCUUCCACUGUGCACAUAAAGAACAGCUAGAGUCAUGGAGAGUUCUGUUGAUCAUUCUAGAAGUUCUUGAAGAGAAGCAGCCGCAUGCUGUGAAGCCAGCUCUGGCAAAAUUCUGCACAGUGCUGGAGCAGUACAAUCCUUCAGAUCACAUGCACGUCUCCUGGAUCCUUACAGUUUUUCACCGAAUGUUUCUUCAUGAGAGUCGAACUGUUGUCAAGUGGGCCCUCUCAAAGUUCAUGGGCACAGAAUCUGUCAUCAAGUUCAUGUUUGAGGAAAAUGAACAUAAGUUUCUCUGUGGUCCGUUGGUCGAUGUGCUGAACAAGCCAGGCUUAUUCACAAGGGAAGAAGGAGAUCUCUUUGGAUCGCCCAUGCUACUGGCAAAGUGCUUGACCAAUUUUCUGGAACUUUGUGAAGUCCAGCUUUCUCGUGCUGACCAGUUUAGAACCUUUGUUCCCAACCUGUUUGCAGCUGUGGUAAAGCAGACUUGGAAUGGUGUGUCACUUGUCCAUGUCAGCUUUGCACUUUCCCACCUGCGACCGAUGCCAGUUCUGAGUGGGGACUUGUUGCACAGUAUUGGCAACAUGCUCACAAACAUUCAGCGCUUUCAAGAGCCUAUUCUACGUGCUGCAGUGCAAUGCUACUGGCUUGACAUCUCUCUACGACUCAUUGACCCGGAUAAAGUGACCUUUGAAGAGCUGUCAACUUUCCUUAGUGUGUUCAAGCAGGACGGCACAUUGAAAAGGGGAACAGAGCAGUGGAAUAGAACAGCACAAAGAAUUGGAGAACUCAACAACAUGCAAGCCGUUGACUUUGUCCGUGGAUCCAUAAGAGAGAUACUUGAAUGUGACGCUGACUGCACAAAGCAGGGCAUUUGCAGGGUGGCUCGGAUAGCAGUGAUGUUGCACGAUUGUGGGGUGCUUGCUCAACCAUCGCAGUGGGAGGAGCUGUUGGGUGAUUCUAUCUGCAUCCUGUCUUCGGCUGCUAGCAGACCCUACCUGUCACUGCACAGGAAGCAGGCAGCUAUGGCUCUCUUUUUGGCACUGCAAGAAGAAGCAACAUCACUGUUUGAUGAUUCUUUUCAGCAUGAGAUCAUGGACCUGCUAAGUCCCUUUGCAGAAGUGAUGUACGAACAUGUCUACAGUUCUGCCUUUGCUCCCUUGACAAAUAUGAAUGAUUUCCAAGCUUCUCUUACCUACUUCCACUUUCUCGAUGUUCUGUCUGCACGGCCCACAUUCAGGAGCCUGUUGUACACGCUAAUGAAUGAGGGUCUUCAUAAGUGCUCGCUGUUGCUUGAAGAGAAUUCAGUGGGGAGCACGAUAUCUGUCUGGAGAUUCCUCUCAUGGGCAGCAACACAUUUUCCAGAGAAGAAGCAGGAUGUAGACAGAAUAGUAGUGGCUAGCAUCAUGAGUGGUGGCUUGGGGCAACCCCUGCACAGGCCACUGGAAUGGAACAUACAGGACUCAAUAUUAAAAGCACAGUGGGUUACCAUAGAGACAUCUAUAAUGGAGCUAAUAUGGGACACAAUCCGGAAAACAUCCCUGUGCGCAGCACACUGCAAAACGGUGACUGCUCAAGCUAUGGAAGCCUUACAGAUAUCUGCACAGGAAUCCUCUCUGCACAUUCUUAGAGCAUUGGCCUCUGUCACAGCAAAGCUGGAGGAAGAAAUUGACGUUGCCCUGUUGACAAGGUGCUUUGAGCUGUCCUGGCAAACGUGCAAAGAUCUCAAAAAGAGCAACCUGUUCCGCCCGUCAGUUGAGACCUUUGUUGCCAUAGCAUUUCAGCCGCAGUUCCUUCGGUCAGAAUUGAAGAAGCAUCUUAUGCAGAUCAUAGAAGACAUUCAGGAGCUCGGAGAGGUCAUCCCUGGUGUGUUUAAUGCCCUUGUGAAACACCUCCUGUCCAUUUGGAGGAGUCCAGGAAACCAAGACCUCCUGGAAGAAUGCCCAAAUACACUUGUUAAGGCACUGACUUAUGGCCCCAUCUAUCGCAAGGACCAAAAAUCUGUUUUUGACACUGAAGCAUUUGUAGCAUCGCAAGGGAACACUCUAGCUGUGAAUCAGCUUUUAAAGAGUGAACACAAGUUGGAUGCAGAGGUACGGAUUCGGGGCAUCACAUUUAUUGUCCAGCUAAAUCCAGCUAUCGACUGUGACCUCGCUGCGAAGCUUUGCAACGCACUGUUGGCCCAUGACAAAGGGGUGUCGUCUGUGAGAAAACGCUACUUUGGAAACUCUGCUGUGCACAGAAUGAAAAACCGCGUCUGGCAGGCCAUUCUCUGCUUGCAGUAUCUCCUGGAUGAGAAAACAGCAGGAAAUCUUUUGGAGACUGUCUACACUGACCUGGCUGAUGAGAGCCAGCAGCCCUCAGUGCGCACACUUCUCGAGAUCACAGCCGUCAGACUGCUGCUGCGAUUCCCUUCACUGCGAGCUGCUCUGAUUCCUGCCAUGAAAAAGGCGAGCAGCAAGCGCACUGGCAGUGUGUGCUCUUUUGUUGCAAUGCUUGUGCAUCUCUCUUCAUCAUUGGAGUUGGAUCAACUGGAGGCCCAUCUGCUAGAAUUCCUUCCUGAGCUGCUGCCAUGGAGCAUGGGACAACAUUUCAAUGCUAGAGUUUAUGCCCAGGUGGCACUGCACUUAGCUGCUCAGUGGAGCACACAGCAUGAACUCGGAAAAGUGCGGGAAAUGUACCACCCCGUGUUUCUCUCCAUUGAAAGAGACAUCGGAAAUUGGUCCAAGAAUGUGCAAAAGCUCCUGGAUGACUUUUACUUCAGGGUAUUCAAUGCUGCAAAGCACUGGACCGCAGAGGCUAUUUUCUACGACCUUCCACGACUUACAGGUCUCACUGACCAGGAGUUGGUGUCAGUGCAAGCAAUAGAGGAGCUCAUGCUUGAAGACCAAGCUGACACAUUUCUUCCGCUGAGGAACCCCGAUGACGUGCUGAGUGCAUCUUGCCCAAGUUUCUGGAUAGAUGGCGAACAAGAAGUCAGUGUAAGCAGAGAAGGUGAUUUCCAGAAGAAAAUUACGCCCUGGAAGCAGAACCUCUCAGCGGACUACUCAGAACGUCAGUCAUCUUCAUCCCACAAGGGUGACAUUGUUGUUGUUGCAUCAUUGAUUGAUCGCAUUCCAAACCUAGGAGGACUCUGCAGGACAUGCGAAGUAUUUGGAGCCCACACAUUUGUCCUCAACAGUCUAAAGCACAUGGAAGACCGCCAGUUCCAAAAUCUUAGUGUUUCCUCUGAGACAUGGCUCUCUGUAGAAGAGGUGAAAGCUCACCAGUUAAGGGAGUACCUUCCUCAGAAGAAGGAUGAGGGUUACACACUUGUGGGAUUGGAGCAGACAACUGGAAGCCUGCCACUUCAGCAGUACAGAUUCCCUAAGAAAUCUCUUCUGCUUCUUGGAAAUGAGAAAGAAGGACUACCCGUCGAGCUGAUACAGCUGUUGGACGUGUGUGUGGAAAUACCGCAGCAAGGAGUUGUGCGAUCCCUCAACGUCCAUGUCAGUGGAGCUAUCGCAAUUUGGGAGUACACAAGACAACACCAGCUGUCUUUAUAGCAUCUGUGCAAUGUAUGUCUCACCAAAAUCUGCCUUACUGAGACCUGCCAUGUUUACAUUCACUAACAGUGAUGAAACAUUUUUGUACACGUAGACAGGUGGCAAAUAAACACUCCUUGUGUUUUCUGUCGA